Molecule: messenger RNA, 1437 nt
Organism: Aureococcus anophagefferens
Lineage: Eukaryota; Pelagophyceae; Pelagomonadales; Pelagomonadaceae
Exons: 4
Coding region: 1-1437 (478 amino acids)
Source: RefSeq, a predicted model, not a curated record
AUGGCGACGCCAAGUAGUAACAGGAUAGGAAGCGGCGUGAAGAGCGUGUCCCUUCGGGCGCUAGCCAUUAACCCGGGUAAUCAAAGGACAAUCAAGGGAACAACAGGGCGAGUGAAUUUACAAACGCUUCCAUCGUGCAAGCUCGUAACUCGAGUCAAGAUCAGCCUAGAUACGAAAGCUGUGACGACGGAUUAUUCAAGACAUACCAUCGAGGAUUGUGCGCCACUUUCUCAGAUUCUCUUGAAUGCUGUCAAAAUUACCGUGUCUUGGGAUAUUGUGAAACACGGUUUAACCCGGGUGGAUCCUUGGAUGGAUAUUGUUCCCAAUCGUGUGGGUUUUGUGAGGGUGUCGGAGAUACGGAUCUGGAAGGCAUGGGUAGAGGUUUCCAGAGGAUUCAUUCGCCUUGCAUUCUUUAUUUCAGCUUUUUUAUUAUUUCUCAUUGCUGGCACUGGUGUUUCUGUGUUCGAUUUUAGUUCCCCUGACAUCUUCGUGUCGCCCGUCAGUAUAACUAGAUUCAGUGUCGAGACAACGAUUGCCAGGACUGUGAUAAGCGUAGAAUAUUCACUCUACAUGAAAAUUGAAGAAGUCUUCAUGCAUGUCGCUGCCGAACUUCAAAAUAUUGAAAUAAAUGUCUAUUACAAUCACCAUGGUGCGAAGCGCAGUAUCGGUUUCACUAAGAUCCCUACUACGACAAUUGAGACUGGUGAAAUCUCUUACGUCGGAGGAGUCCUGAUUGCGCCCAUCACGUUUGAUCCUGCCUGGGCCUCUUGGUUCCUAGAAGACCUCGAUGCUGGCAUCUUGCAAUUGCAAAUCGGACCGGAGGACCUUGUUAUGGAUCUUUACACUCGCGAUUCCAUCUUCCAAUGGGUCUCUGGCAUAAAUCAACAGCAAAUUGCCUACAGUUAUGGCUGCCGUGUUGCACUUUAUACGAGGCCAAGAGAGGCCGUACUAAGCUCGCCCACGGCAGCGCCAAGUAGCACACACAGUAUAAGUAGGACGAAUGAAAGUGCGUCUGCGGUUAGUGUUGGCUCUACAUCUCAACCGGUCGAAUCAUAUCUUAGCAAAACUAUCGCAGGGGUCGCGCAUGCUGCCACUGGAGGAAGGAUCGGAUAUGACCCAAUUCAGGAGGAACUUACCAACAUACUCGGACACGGCUACGACCAAGAGUGUUCUCCCUUGCCAGACCAAUCCAUCGACAUGAGCAGAAUUUCAGUCGUUGCAAAUGGUUGUCUAUUUGUGGCAUGCCUUGCAGGUUUAGCGAGUUGCAUCCAACUGGUUAUUUUAAGGAGGUUGUACAGAAGGACCUUUGAUUGUAUUGACGUAAAAAACUGCGAUCGUAUUGACGCAGAAAAAAUUCUAGGCUGUGUGGAAUUAUCAGUGUUGGACGAGUCAUCGGUCUUCCAUGAUCUAGGAGCUUCACAUGUCGAGCUGCACUAG